Molecule: messenger RNA, 915 nt
Organism: Pocillopora verrucosa
Lineage: Eukaryota; Metazoa; Cnidaria; Anthozoa; Scleractinia; Pocilloporidae
Product: melanocortin receptor 4-like
Biological process (GO): G protein-coupled receptor signaling pathway
Cellular component (GO): plasma membrane
Molecular function (GO): G protein-coupled receptor activity
Source: RefSeq, a predicted model, not a curated record
AUGGCAGGUGAAGAUUUGUUUUGUAGCCGAUAUUGGGUCAGUAGAGUCAACGACCAAGAAAACUCUAAUCUUUUCGUCUUUUACCAAGCUGUCGUCUCUUUUUUCAUUUUGUUAACAAUAACGGCUACCCUUGGAAAUGGGCUGAUAUUGGCCGCUCUAUGCAAGAACUCUUCUCUUCAUCCGCCUACAAAAUUACUUCUCCGUUCUCUGGCAAUCACUGAUCUCUGCGUCGGCGUCAUUUCACAGCCAGCUAUUGUCACUAUGUACUACUCGUUUCUUAGAGGAAACUCAGAGCUUUGUCGAAUCAGCAAAGUUAUUGUUUACACUACGACCACCAUUUUCUCUGGAAUUUCUUUGGCUACAUUGACCACUAUUAGCGUGGAUCGACUUCUCGCGAUAUUAUUGGGCUUACAAUACAGAUUAGUUGUAACUGUCAUGCGAAUUCGUGCCCUUGUUAUCAUGUUCUGGUUUUUAAGCACCUCUGUCGGAAUUGUCUACAUCUGGAGUGCGUAUAUAUAUUUCAUGGUGAGCACUGCGUCAGUACUGUUAUUUGUUGCGAUUUCAACAUAUUGUUACAUAAGAAUCUUCCACAACAUUCGACGUCAACAAACACACGUGCAAGACGCUUUGGAAUGCCCUAAUACCGGACUAAACAUAGCACGGUACAAACGAACCGUUUACAAUGCACUGUGGGUUCAUACAAGUUUAGCCACUUGCUAUCUUCCAUUUGCUCUGACAACCGCAGUUAUUGCCGUGCGUGGCCUAAGCACGUCUCUCAUUGUUGUUGAAGCUAUAACCUCGGUUUUGGUUUACCUCAACUCCUCACUCAAUCCCGUUCUUUACUGCUGGAGGAUUACGGAAGUUAGGAAAGCUGUGAAGGAAACAGCGCGCCACGUUUGCACUAAUUCGGCUUGA